GUGCUGCCGAAGCGAAAAAUCAAUAAUAUCACAAGCGUCACACGUCACAACUAAGUAGAUACCAAAAAGCGUUUGAGUGAGUGAAUGAAAGCGGAAAAACCCGCAGCGACUCAUCAUUAACAAUAUGUCUACUCAACAUAACGGCGCUUCCAGCUUUGUGCUGUUGGCAAUUUUAUUGCUUGGCAGUCAGCAACAUGUUAAUGCUUUUAGUCCAAUGUCGAAGGAAAACAUAUUCGCCGAUGUACUACUUACCGAAUUGCUAAACCGCAUGGACAAGGAUAUUGAUCCGGUGCAAAAUUACUUCGAUUUACUUUCAGAUGCACCCAAAAGUGUUGAUUUAGUGUCACGUUCUUCGAAGAACAACAACGAUGGUCCAGAUGAAUACGAAUACCGUGCCAUGUUUGGCUCGCAUCCGUCCAUACGUGACCAGGAGUACUUACAGCACAGCACUUUGUGGGGCCAUCAGUACAUAAACGGUGGCAUGGGUGAGAUGCCAAAUCGCUUCCCAGCCAUCAAGACCGAUGCUACAUUGCCGGCCUACUGCAAUCCCCCAAAUCCCUGUCCAUAUGGCUACGAGGAGAGUCAGGGCUGUAUAUCUGAUUUCGAGAAUACGGCAAUUUUCAGUCGCGAAUUCCAGGCUGCACAGGAGUGCACCUGCGACAAUGAACACAUGUUCGAUUGCGCCGGCCAAGAUAGCAAUGCUAGCGCCAAUGAGAUGACUUCGACUAUGGAAAAAUUCUUGAUGCACCAAUUUCAGAAUGAGAAUGGUAUUGACAAUCCCAACGCUGUGGUGAAGAAAUUCUAUGGCUUUGCUGCUGGAAAACAUGGCGGCCCAAAUAAUCCAUUUUUGCAGGGCGAGAAGCUUCCCAUAGCCGCCAAAAAAGGUGAUCAUAUCAGGGCUUAGGUUAAGUGCAAAUAUUAAGUGGAAUUUGUUAAUAAAUGUUAUGUACCAUUCUAUGUCUCUUUGUGCUGUUGAAAUAUGUAUGUGUGAUACAUGUUGCUGUGUGGUUGUAUACACGAACAUAUUAUAUGAGACACAAGCGUAAUAUUAUGCGCCAUUUAUUUUACUGUAAUUACGUAGAGUUAUAAGUAUUGUAUUAUGUAGUCAAAUCAUUGUAGACAUUAAAUGUGGAAAACCCAUGUUAUUUAAAAUUAACUAAAACGUGAAAUGGUGAACUCGCUGCUCUCAUGAAAACAAAUUUCAAUUGGAAUGAAAAUAAA
Messenger RNA from Anastrepha obliqua, 1221 nucleotides. RefSeq names its product neuroendocrine protein 7B2 (gene 7B2). Gene Ontology annotation, biological process: regulation of hormone secretion; neuropeptide signaling pathway. NCBI's taxonomy places the organism in Eukaryota, Metazoa, Arthropoda, Insecta, Diptera, Tephritidae. The transcript is spliced from 2 exons. The coding region runs from base 125 to 904 and encodes 259 amino acids. The record is from RefSeq and is a predicted model, not a curated record. Gene Ontology annotation, cellular component: secretory granule. Gene Ontology annotation, molecular function: enzyme regulator activity.